Trematosphaeria pertusa is the source of this 1616-nucleotide messenger RNA. RefSeq names its product alpha/beta-hydrolase. The record is from RefSeq and is a predicted model, not a curated record. The coding region runs from base 379 to 1530 and encodes 383 amino acids. NCBI's taxonomy places the organism in Eukaryota, Fungi, Ascomycota, Dothideomycetes, Pleosporales, Trematosphaeriaceae. The transcript is spliced from 2 exons.
CGUAUGCCUCUUUUAGCCUUGGGCAGGAACCCAAGCCCCCGAAGUUCUUGUGUAACUGCAUCAACUUUGUUUUCGCGCCUUGGGUGCUCUAUCGCCGAAUGCCAUAAGUAGACAGCUUUCUUGAGUCGCUGCUUUCCGUUAUAGCCACAAGUUCACAUGAUCGGUUGGGCUUCAAUUACACCUUUUAGCACUUCAGGGAGGGCUUUCCGCAUCCGCGAGCAGCAGCCAACCACUUCUAAAUCCCGUUCGCAGCUUCUCACCUCGCAAAGAUCCAUCUUUGAAUCAUAGCUCCUGAAGCCUUGCGGCUACGUUUUCACUUUCCCGAGCUCUUUUCUCCCCUCUUGAACCGCACUCCAGCGCACCUCCACAAUCCGCAACAUGCCCUUCGGCCCCUUCAUCCUCCAAUGGCGCGCCCCUUGCCCCAACCCGCCUCCUCCCUCUCCACUCCCGGCAGGAAUCACUCAAAGCUACAUCCACACCCCCUCCGGGCGCCUAGAGCUCCUCUGCGCCCUGCCCACCAAGACCACCUUACCACCCUCCCAGCAACCGCCGCCUCUCUUCUUCGCCCACGGCGGCUUUGGCUGCGCAGAGAUAUGGCUCGAUUACAUGACGUUCUUCGCCUCGAAAGGAUAUCCGUGCUAUGCCGUGAGCUAUAGGGGCCAUGGGAAGAGCUGGUAUCCUGGUUUCUGGCGCAUGUAUUUUACGACGCUGCGUGCGAUGGCGCAGGAUCUGGCGGCGGGAAUUGAAGAGGUAGAGAGGCUGGAAGGGGAGAGGAGGAAGGCGGAUGCGGAGGAGAGGGUCAGGGUUGUGCUGGUUGCGCAUUCAGCUGGUGGGGCUCUGAGUCAGUAUGCGCUGAGUCGAGGGAUGGCGGAGGUGCAUGGAUUCUGCAUGUUUGCUGCCGUACCGGGAUUUGGUUCGUUCGGAUGCUACAAAUUCUGGGCCCUCACGGCGCCUAUCCACUUCCCCUACAGGGCUUAUCACCCACGCUACGUCCUCGCCAACACCCAGCAAGUCCACGACGCGUUCUUCACACCCUCAACGACGACGUCCGUCGUCAAAUCUCUCGAACGCCUUCUCAGCCCCUAUGAAUCUAUGCUCUGGCCCAUGCAAUGUCUUUUCCGCUUCGUCACUGGCGCAGACGUACUGUCUUCUAUCACUAACUGGAAUCCUCCAAAGCCAGCCUCCUCCUCUUCCCAUUCUUCAACCAAGCACUUCGAGAAAGACGGCCAGGCUCCCGGCGUGACGCAAAAACUUCUCGUUCUCGCCGCUGAGCACGACGUAUUGUGCACGCCAGCGAUUCUGCUCGACGCAGCACAGCGAUAUCGCACUGCGUUCCGGGACAUGGUGCAGAGUGGUAAGAUCAAGGGGAUUGCGAGUAGUGCUAUGCGGACAGGGGAAGGGCAUGGAGGUGAAGGUGACUGGGAUGGUGUAGCAUUUGCAGUUGUGCCGGGCGUGGGUCACCAUUUGCAGAACCAUGUUGAGUGGGAGAGGGGUGCCGAGGAGAUCCUGAAGUGGGUUGAAAGACUAUGAAGAUUUUCAGAGAGGGAAUCUAUACAACACGCGCGGGUAUGGCUCGGCGUUUCGACUCUGGGAAAUGAGAUCCUGGAGGCCUUCAG